AUGUCAAAAUUAUAAUAAUAUCUAUCUGAUCUUAAAACUCAUUAAGAAGAAGAAAUUGAAAUUUAAAUUGAUUAUCCAAAUAAACCAGAUAAUUCUGAUGAUUCUGAAGAUGAAUAGAAUGAAAUUCUUAAUGAAAUACUUAAAUGUAUGUAAAAAGGAUUAUCAGAAAAAGUCUUUGAUUUUGAUAUUGGUAAUUCAAUCAGAUUAAUUGAUGUUGAUGAUAUGAAUAAAAGUGCAUUAUAUUUGGAUGCUUUAGCUUGGCUCUAUUCCAAUAGAGUAGAUAGAACCUAUGUUGAAAGUCUUAAAUUAAAAGUUAACUUAUUGAGAGUUUAUGAUACUACUACUAUACCUAAUGUUCCUCCUCAAAAAAAAAAUAAAUAAUUAUAAACUUAAUCAUUAAAUUAAAAAACUAUUCAUCUUAAUAGAAAUUUAGAACUUAAAGAAAUUAUUAAAUAUGGAGAAUCUACUCUUGAUUUUAAACCUUAUAUGCAUUAAUAUGAUACACUUUAAAUUAAUCCUUUCUUUAAUUAAACAAGCAAAUCUCUUGAUAUGUAAGAUCUUACCACACUUAUUAUUUAUAAUCCUUAAUUUGAUGAAAAUCUAGCUAUUAUUAUUGAUCCUGAUUAACUAUUAAAAGUUAAUGAAUAAAAUAAGUAAAUUCUAACAGGAUUUAUUAAAUUAGAAAUUGAUACUUCUGUGCUUGAUUAUUCUAAUUUAGUUUCUAAAUAAUUUAAAAUGAGUUUUAAUGAAGUUAAUGAUUUUAGAGAAAGAUAUAAAUAUUUACUUAAUAAAAAAGAUACUUAAACUGUUAAAAUUGAAAAAAGUUAAUAAAUUGCAAUCGAUAAAUUUAUUAAUGAUUUUAGAGUUUAUGAUGAAAAAUUAAAGUAAGCUUAAUAAACAAUAGAUCAAUAACAAUAAUCUUUAUCCUAAUUAAGUGUUGAAGAAUAAUAAUUUUUAAGUUUGAAUCAAUAAUAUUAAUAAUAACUUAAAAUUAAUUCUAACGAAUUAGAAAAAGAUCAACAACCACUUUUCAAUUAACAAAUAGACUAAUUAAAUUAUGAUCCUUAAGUUUUAUAAUAAAUAGAUAAUCCAAAUUAAAUAGGAUUAUAAUAAUUUGAUGUUUAAAAUUAAGAUUAAUAAAUAAAUUAGAUAGAUAUUGAAGAAUUCAAUAAUUAAUUACCUGAAUUUGUUCCAGAUCCUUUUGGAUUUCCAGAUGAUUAAUAAAAUGAUCUUUAGAAUCCUUAAUAGACUGAGGAAUAGAGAUAAUAGUAAAUAGAAUAAUUUUAAAUUUAUUAAGAAAAGAAAAAGAUUUUGUAGGAAUAAUUUUAAAAAUAAUAAAGAGAGGCAGCAGAAAAAUAAACAUAAAUAUAAGAAGAAAUAAAAUAAUAACUUACUUAUUAAUAAUAAUUUCAAGAUAUAUUUAAUGAUGUAAAUGCACCUGUAGAUGAAUGGGAUUUAGAAUAAGAAGAAGAAUUUGAUUAAGAUCUAGCACCUUAUGAAGAAUAAUAAUAAAUAUAAAAAAAUAAUAAUUAAUCAUUGGCAAUUUAAUAAUAGUAAAUAAAUGUUAAAAAAAAAUAAAAGAAGGUAUAUCCAGACACUUUUAAUUUUGAUGAUGCUAUUGAAUUAAAUAGAUUAAUAGUAUUAAAUACAGUUGGAAAUACUCAAAGAGAUUUUGGAUAAAGAGAAUUAGUAUUGAAAUGUUUAGCUGAUAAUUGUUAAGAUUUUGAUUACUAUAGAUAUUUUGAAUAUUUUACAAGAGAAUAUACUGGAUUUUUGGAAGAAGAAGAAUAAUAAUAAUAAGUAGUUUAGAUACCAGAACCAGAAAGUUUUGGAUUGGAUGAAAUAUAAAUCUAAGAUUAAUUGGAAGUGACAAAUUAAAUGAUUGAAAUUUAUUAAAAUGAUUUAGACUACUAUUUAUUACCUUUUAAAGUAUAAGCUAAUAAUAAUAAUGAACCUAUUACAAUUAAAUAAUUAUAAGUUAUUUUGGAAAGAGUUAUUGAUGAAAUUAAAGGUUAAGUUGAAUUUCUCAAAAUAGAAAAAACAUUACCAAUGAUAAUGAAUGAAAAGAUAAGCAAAAGUAAAUUAUUUGCAGCUUUACUUUUUGUUGCAAAAAAUAGAGGAUUCAAAUUAGAAUAGAAAAAUAAAUAAUUUAAAGAUAUUAUAAUUAUAAAAAAAGAAUAAAUUUAAACAAUUGAUCUUGACUAAGAAGAAUAGAACCAAAAUAUAAUAUAAACAGAUUUAGCUAUGUAAAUUGAAAGAUGA
Messenger RNA from Paramecium sonneborni, 2262 nucleotides. The record is from the annotation of a GenBank genome assembly. NCBI's taxonomy places the organism in Eukaryota, Ciliophora, Oligohymenophorea, Peniculida, Parameciidae.